AUGGCAACCCUCACCGAGAUUCAGACCGAAGACAGCUUCGACCAAGCCAUGAAGGCCGGUACCUCGUCGACUCUUUUUGUUCUCUAUUUCCAUACUCCCUGGGCGGCUCCAUGCGCUCAGAUGAACACAAUUCUCACCGCGCUUGCCUCCACGUACCCCGCCGAUGCGACUAUCAAAUUCCUCUCCAUCAACGCAGAAGAGCUACCUGAUAUCUCAGAGACCUACGAUGUCACAGCCGUACCCUUCCUGGUCCUGCAAAGAGAUGACAAGACAUUGGAGACCGUGAGCGGUAGUGACGCCACCAAAGUCAGGACCACAGUUGAGAAAUACGCUGGUGGGCAAGCCAAGAGUGUGAAUGGCAUCCCUCCUCCACUGCAGGCUACGCCCCAGCAACAGCAGGCCAACGGAAAUGCCGACGGCAGUGCUCCUACAGCCACCAAGGACCUCAGUUCCUAUGCGCCAAAAUCUUCAGACCCUCCAACGGCGCCAGCCCAAUCCUCUACUCAAGAGUCGCAGGAGGAAUUGAACGAGCGACUGGGGAAGUUAGUUAAGGCUGCGCCAGUCAUGCUUUUCAUGAAAGGAACCCCUAGUGCUCCUCAAUGCGGCUUCAGCAGACAACUGGUUAGCAUUCUUAGGGAGAACCAGGUCAAGUACGGAUUCUUCAACAUUCUUGCAGAUAACGACGUCCGCGAAGGCCUCAAGGCUUUCUCUGACUGGCCUACAUUUCCGCAACUAUAUACGAAUGGUGAUUUGAUCGGUGGUCUGGAUAUUGUAAGAGAAGAGAUCUCCGCGGAUCCUGACUUCUUCAAACCAUUCUCUACCGCUGCGGCAAAACCCGAGGCAGAGGCUCCAACGGCGUCUGCAUGA
This is a messenger RNA of Exophiala aquamarina CBS 119918, 867 nucleotides long. Its product is annotated as monothiol glutaredoxin. The coding region runs from base 1 to 867 and encodes 288 amino acids. The transcript has 4 exons. Gene Ontology annotation, molecular function: 2 iron, 2 sulfur cluster binding. Lineage: Eukaryota; Fungi; Ascomycota; Eurotiomycetes; Chaetothyriales; Herpotrichiellaceae. The record is from RefSeq and is a predicted model, not a curated record.